Messenger RNA from Emys orbicularis (European pond turtle), 1170 nucleotides. RefSeq names its product zinc finger protein 239-like. The transcript has 4 exons. Gene Ontology annotation, cellular component: nucleus. Lineage: Eukaryota; Metazoa; Chordata; Testudines; Emydidae. Gene Ontology annotation, molecular function: DNA-binding transcription factor activity, RNA polymerase II-specific; RNA polymerase II cis-regulatory region sequence-specific DNA binding. The record is from RefSeq and is a predicted model, not a curated record. Bases 1 to 1170 code for a protein of 389 amino acids. Gene Ontology annotation, biological process: regulation of transcription by RNA polymerase II.
AUGGCUGCAGCGGAGCCGGUGACCUUCGAGGAGGUGGCUGUGUAUUUCACUGAGGAAGAAUGGGCCCUGCUGGACCUGGGUCAGAGAGCCCUGUACAGGAAUGUUAUGCAGGAGAAUUAUGAGACCGUGACCUCGCUGGGUGAUGGGAUGGUGAGUGAGAAUGAGGAGGAAAAUCCUCAGCAGGAAGGUCCUGAGCGAGUGGAACCACAGGUAUCAGGAAGAGCUGAAGGGCAUGUUUCCCAGAGUCCUGAGCAGGGAGAAGCCUGUGAAAUUCAGCGCAGACCAAAAAGGAAGCAGGGAAACCACUCAGAGGAGAGAUUGGGUAAAUCCACUCACAAGAGCAGAGGCAUCAAGAAAAUCAAAGAAACUGUUCAACAGAGAAUCCCCACUGGAGAGAGUCCCUACUCGUGCGGUGACUGUGGGAAAAGCUUCAGUCAGAGCUUAACCCUUAUUCACCAUCAGCGAAUCCACAUGGGAGAGAAACCCUACAAAUGUAAUGAGUGCGGGAAAAGCUUCAGUGUGAGCUCAAAGUUUCUAUUACAUCAGAGAACUCACACAGGAGAAAGACCCUAUGACUGCCCCGUGUGUGGGAAAAGUUUCAGUGUGAGCUCCAACCUUAUUCAACAUCAGAGAAUCCACACGGGAGAGAAACCCUAUAAGUGUCCUGACUGCGGGAAAAGCUUCAAUCAGAGUUCAAACCUUCUGUCACAUCAGAGAAUCCACACGGGAGAGAAACCUUUUGAAUGUCUCGAGUGCAGGAAAAGCUUCAGUCGUAGAUCAACCCUUCUAUCACAUCAGAGAAUCCACACAGAAGAGAAACCCUAUACCUGUGCUGAGUGUGGGAAAAGCUUUGGUCACAGUGCACAUCUUACUAGUCACCAGAGGACCCACACAGGAGAGAAACCCUACAAAUGCAGUGAAUGUGGGAAAAGCUUUAGUCAAAGCUCAAACCUUUAUACACAUCAGAGAAUUCACAUGGGAGAGAGACCCUACAAAUGCAAUGAGUGCAGGAAAAGCUUCAGUCAAAGUUCCAACCUUAUUCAGCAUCAGAGAAUCCACACAGGAGAGAGACCCUAUAACUGCUCCGACUGUGGGAAAAGCUUCAGUCGGAAAUCAACCCUUAUUAAGCAUCAGAGAACCCACGUGGCGGAGAGAGACCCUAUAAAUUAA